Trypanosoma rangeli is the source of this 3996-nucleotide messenger RNA. RefSeq lists its product as uncharacterized. The coding region runs from base 1 to 3996 and encodes 1331 amino acids. NCBI's taxonomy places the organism in Eukaryota, Euglenozoa, Kinetoplastea, Trypanosomatida, Trypanosomatidae. The record is from RefSeq and is a predicted model, not a curated record. The transcript has a single exon. Gene Ontology annotation, molecular function: protein binding.
AUGCAGUUGGCUGACUUUUCUCUGCCCUUUCAUGGAUACACGGCAUCCAUGUCCGACUCUAGCUCUGGUUCCUUUCACCGCAGUGGGCCAGCGCCAACGCUUCCGUUGGCAGCAACGGUGGGGAGCCGUGUGGUGCUCACCUCAAAGAACUGCAACCACGACGCCUUCAUCUGGGAAGACAAGAAGACAGAUUUGCUCUACCUGCGCUGCGCAAUGCGACACAUGUUGGUGGGAAAUGUCUUGCGUGAGACGGACACGCAUCUGUUGGUGUGUUUUGACAUCCCCUACCACUGCCUGCCACCGGGUGUGUGGAGCCGCCGCGCCAACAAGUGUUCUGAGGAGGGAAUGACCGAAGGAAAUGUGGGCGGCAAGAAUGGCGAUGAUGAUGAUGCUGAUGAUGGGGUAAAGAUACAGGGCGGGGGCAAAAUUGCCGUGGAUGCGGAGGAGGAUACAGGCCCCAGUGGCAUAGAUGUCUUUUCAUCGCAUGAUGAGCCUGAAGCGGAGCGGGAGGGUGGCGGUGGCGGUGGCGGUGGCGGUGGCAGCGCCGGUGGUCUCUUUGGUAGUGGUGGCAGCUCCGUUCUUGGGCCCAUCCGCUUUGUUAUGGGCAUCGUCCCCGUCUUGGCACUCACACAGGAGAACGCUGCAGUGGAAAGACCCCACGUGCCGCAUGAGGAGAUGGAGAAGCUGCGGUCCUGCGGCACCGCGACGCCGUCUACGGCUCCCUGCAGCAGCGAAAACGUCCCUGACGUGCUGCACGUGUCCCUCUCCGUUACGCGGAGCGGCUGCAUCUCACUGUUACAGAGUCUCCUGGAACAGCACGAGAAACUUGAGUGUGUGAGCUCUGCCGUCGCAAACCGCGACUUAAAGUUAGCUGCGCGUCACAUUAUGGCGGUAAUCGACGCGCGGUGGAGCCUCGCUGCCAAACAGAGAGGCAUUUUCAGGGGCGUAAACGACUCGCAGCGAUCGUCUCCCGCCGGGUUGCAGACCCAUCUACAGCCACCAGGCACCGACGCAGGGCGGCGAACCGACGACAUUAUUCCAGCGGAGCGGCGGUGCCGCUUUGUCAUGGUAUUUCAUCGCGACAAGGAAAAUUCUUCGUGCCUUGAGUUUCAUCCACUUAUGUUAAGCACCGGAAAUGAAGAGGAAGCCCCCCAAAGUGGCACUGGAAGCGGAAGUGGUAGUGGCAAAGGAGGCAGCAGUAUGGGGCUGCCACCAACCGACGUCGUCGAUCUGCACUCUGUUGGUCUUCAUAAACUUCCGGCGCUGCAAUUCCUAUGGCGCACGGGUAGUGCACUAAAGGAACUCGCUCCCUUGUACGCCCUCUUGAGCUUCCUCCGCUUUCAAGACGGUCAGUAUGAACAGUGCGUUGAGGAUGCUGUGACGGCUCUUGCAUACGACUGCACAUGUAUAGAGGCGUAUACGCGACUGAUGUCUGGUUUCAUUGCCCUUGGUGGGGAACAGGAAGCCAUUGUGACAGCGGCAGUGGCUGUAAAGCGCUGCUCUGUUCUCAAUCCUCAAUUUGCACGAGUUUCCCGAUUGGCCUACGUCUGUGCCUUCUACCAUCGCAACCUUGGUAAGCACAGCUUGGUGGAUGUUUCUCCACGCCUGCGUCAGGCUUCAGUGGCGGAGGUGGGAUCGUUUAGGGAUGCAACCAACCUUGCAAAGAUGCGCCGUUCCACAUGCCGUUCAACGACUGUGCGCAUGCGAACGCUGAGUAACUCGUUUAUAACCCCUCCGCCUUUUUCAUUUGUCCCCCCGUCAUCGUUGCGGAGCAUCCUCUCGGGCGCGUCACCGCCGAUGGAGUACUUCCUACGCUGCCUACGUGCGCGCGCUGCCUGUAGUUUUGAGUUGAACGAAAUAGUUUUUUCCGAGGAAGUCCCCCUGCAGGUGUUACUCUGGACUAUGCCCGGUUGUGAGCAUGUGACGUCCACGGCGGCCUGCGCCGAGGUGGAUGCGGGUCUCGCCGAUUCAUGGAUAAAUUGUCGUGCCCGCUUUUGUGCCUACUGCGGACACGCGCUUGUGUCGAGGAGCGUGCUGCUGGCGGGGGUCUGCGAGAGGACGUCGAAGGCUAUGGCUGACCGCGUUUGCUGGAACUUCAGUGAGAAGAAGUCUGUGCCGUGCUUGGCGGGGUGUGGUGAGCACUACUGUAACGAAAUCUGCCGCAACCGCGCGGCGCUGGAGUAUCACUGGAUCGAGUGCGCGAUGUCGCCUGCGGGCGAGGCGGAGGCGAUGCCACCACCGCCUCCGCCCCACGAACGGGGCAUUGCGGGGGACACGGUUGGGACGCGGGGUGUCGUCCCCUUCAUUUUGCCCUCUGGCAGGGAGGAGACGCAUGGCUCGCUCUUGGAACUGUUUCCGCUUGCGACACUUCCGCUUAAGCGUCCGAGCAUGUGCGGCUUCAUGAACUUUUUUCGCCACCUGCGCAAUCAGCAGCAGCGCCUAGACGCUGUGCACACCUCGCGCGGGUUGCAUGGGCCGAUGCUGCGGCAGGAUGGCUCAACCUUCUCCGGCACGGAGACAAUGACUGAGCGUGAUAUGGCGUACAAAAAUUCCAUUCAGGCCUGUUGCUCCGUCCUCCCAGGCAUUCGUGCCCACUUCAGCACGUACUACGCCGCCGUGAGAACCGCCAUACUGGAGAAGGCGCCCAACGCCACCACCGCGGCACUCCUCAUUGUCGGCCGUCUGCUGGCGAGCGUUCUCCGCCUCUUCAUACCGGAAGCCGCGACAAGGACUGAAAUCACUUCUCGUGGUCAAGACUGUUUUGUCGGGGUGGAGAAAAGCUGCCUGGAACGUGUCAAUGCCGUAAGGACAAUUGUAGAACGCUACGCAUCACGCGGGUUUACGAGUGGCGGGCGGUCUCCAUCCGAUUUACACGACCGCCACGGGCUUUGUUUGGCGGAGGAGGUGCUGCAGCAGCUUCGGGUGCCGUUUUUCGCUGACACAAACCUGCUCCAACCGAGCACGGUGUGGGAAGUACUGGGUGAAGCCCCUACGGUGGCCAACACAAGCAAAGAUGAGUCCCUUAGUGCAGCGGCGGUGGCGGCAAAGCAUACUUUGCGUUGUGGCUUUGAUCGCGCGGUGGAACUAUUGCGUGCGAUUGACGCCAUCGUUCAGUCCCGGCUAUGCGAUGAGGCGGUGGCGUUCAGCCUGUUGAUAAGGCCUGAACCCGUCCAGAGGUUUAACUCAGACAACGCAAGCGUGGGUGGCGGGGACGAGGAGGGUAACGCCUGGACGAAGAGUCACUUGGAGGACUCCAAGGCGGAAUCGUGCGACAGCGGUCAGGGCUGCGCGCGUCGUCCGCCGUUUGUCAUGGAUGUGGGGACUCUGGCCGUCUGGUUGGCGGAGGAGCACAGCAAAGUCGUGUUGUCUGCGGGGCGCCAUCCUGCUGUGUGGACCUUUGGCCGACUCCUAGGCUUUCUCGGCAAACGCCGCUUCAUGGAGCAGUUUUGGGACUUUUGCGUGUCCAGCUACUGUGUGGUGCCCAGAUGCGUGCUCUCUGUAGGCGUGGACGACACUAUUCCUGAGCAUCUGCAGGAGGGGUGGAGGACGGUCUGCCGGCAGUACACCGUUUUGGUGGCGGUUAUGGGACCGCUGACGAGUCUCGUUACGGAUCUCUCUGCCUUUGGCGGGGAGUCCUGUUCCCGGUUUUUUAAGGACGCCGCACCAACCGGCCCGCGAAACCCAUUGCACCUGCGCAUGGGAGACUCCUUAGCGGGGUCGAUGCUCUCCAUAAACUCUCUUACGCACGACUCCGAUGAGCUGCAUACACGGGCGGCUCCCCAUGGCAUGGAUGGGAGCGGCCAUAGGUUGUCACAGCAUGUAGAGUCUUUUUAUUCGGCAGCAGUGUCCUUGGAUAACUUGGAAUUGUGUGGUAAUAACGUCUUCAAUCGUUCAGGGGAGCGUCGUGUGACGAUGAAGGCGCAACGCCCCAUUGCUUCUGGCGAGGAGCUGCGCUACAGAGGCAAAGACCUUGUGUGCGAAGACACAGAAAGAUAA